AUGGAUUAUGUUCAACAGCGCAUGGCGCAAGCCGCCGCCAGCACCGACGCAUCUUCCAGCACGCUCCUCACCCCCCUCAACGGCCUACUACUCUCCAUACUCCUCUACACGGCCUACACCUUCCUUCUGCGGCCCACCCCGCCACCGCAGCUACCCAAGGAGGAGCCCGCCGUCGUGUUCCGCACCUUCACACCGCCCACGCUGCGGCCCUACAACGGCGAGAACGGCAUGCCCGUGUAUCUGGCCGUCCGGGGCCGCGUGUUCGACGUCUCGCGCGGCCGCAACUUCUACGGCCCCGGCGGCCCCUACGAGAACUUUGCCGGCCGCGACGCCUCGCGCGGAUUGGCCUGUGGUAGCUUUGAUGAGGAUAUGUUGACCAAGGAUUUGGAGGGUCCGCUGGAUAAGCUGGAGGGGCUUGGCCCGUCCGAGAUGGAGGCGCUGCAGGGGUGGGAGGAGCGGUUUGAGGAGAAGUACUUGGUGGUGGGGAAGCUGGUGGCUGUUGGGGAGGAGGGGAAGGAGAACUGA
Molecule: messenger RNA, 525 nt
Organism: Chaetomium globosum CBS 148.51
Lineage: Eukaryota; Fungi; Ascomycota; Sordariomycetes; Sordariales; Chaetomiaceae
Exons: 2
Coding region: 1-525 (174 amino acids)
Cellular component (GO): membrane; endomembrane system
Source: RefSeq, a predicted model, not a curated record